This is a messenger RNA of Pelagomonas calceolata, 1932 nucleotides long. Lineage: Eukaryota; Pelagophyceae; Pelagomonadales; Pelagomonadaceae. The record is from the annotation of a GenBank genome assembly.
GCUGCUCUGCCUUGCGGUUAGCGCCGGUGUACAAUCAGAUAGAUUGGCUGGCAUCACUACCAGGACUGCUGACACGUGCACCGAGCGUGCGAGCGAUUUAGCAUCACCGCUGCGGUACAGCUGUUCAGCAAAACCUCACAGUGCACUGAGGCUGCUGCCAACACACAGAGAUGCACUCAAUGCUCGUCUUCACACUCUGCGCCACGGCCGCGGCCGACGUGACCUGGCGCAACCUCAGCGUGCAGCGCCCGGACCGCCAGUUCUUAUUGAAACCGACGAGUGGCGUCGCGCGGGCCGGCAGCGUCACGGCGGUGCUGGGCGCGAGCGGCGCGGGCAAGUCGACGUUCUUAAGAGCAUUGGUCAAUGCGGCGCCGCGGGGCCGCGCAACAUCAUCAGGAAAUGUGCAAGCGGCCGGUACUAAGGUAAAGGGUUUGAGAUAUGGCGACGCCGCCUUGCUGGCGCAGGACGGUGCCCUGUUCGCGAUGUUGACGGUGCGGGAAACGCUGGAGUUCGCCUUGGCUCUAGCUGGCGUCGACAAGGCUACGCGACGGAAGCGCGCCGACGCCGAGCUGAGGAGACUCGGAUUUAUGAACGUGGCCGACCGGCGCGUCGGGUUCGAUGAUGGUGGUUCAAGUGCAGCGAUUAGUGGAGGGGAACGGCGGCGGUUAUGUGUGGCUGUCGAGUUAGCUAGAGCUCCGGAGCCGCGCGUUUUGGCCGCCGACGAGCCGACCACGGGCCUCGAUGGAGUGUCGGCCGAGCGGGUCGUAAGGGCCCUGAAGGAGCAGGCCGUUUCAGGCAAUACCGCGGUGGUUGCCUCAUUACAUCAGCCGUCGUCGAAGAUUUGGUUGAAGCACAUCGAUGCCGUCGUGUUACUGGCGCCGGGGGGCACGGUCGCGUACGCUGGAAGUACGGAGGACGUCCCACUCUUCGUGAAGCGUAUUACGGGCGAAGCUUUGCCGCCUUAUACGAACCCGGCGGAGUGGCUCCUCGAAAUUGUUACUGAUAAAAGCAUGGUGGAGAAGCUCGCCGAGGCCUCUCUCGUCGAGCCGCCGGCGAGUGAUGACCAAUCUCGAGCCUUGAGGCCGCCGAAGCGCGCUCCCUUGCUCCAGCGCAUCUCGUUGCUGUUCGGACGGGCCCGGCGCCAGGUCCUGAGAGAUGGUAGAGUGCACGCUUUACGGCUCUUCGCGACGGCGGGCCUAGGCGCCGUAUUGGGGCGAAGAUACCGCGGCGACGGGAAUAUUUUAUCGGUGGACGGCUGCGCGGACCGCGUCGCGAUGCUCAGCUUCGCCGCGAUCUCUACCGCAGUACUGGGCGUGACGCGGUCGCUGGAUCUCUUCGCGAAGGAGCGGCCCGUCGUGGCCCGCGAGACGGAACGAGGUUCGUACGGAGGCGCCGAGUACGUCCUCGCCAAAGCUCUAGCUGAAUUACCAUUGGACGCGUUCUUCGCGGCGCUCAUGGGCUGGGGGCUACAUUUCUCCACACCAGGGGGUCUACGGUCGAGACCGGCGGGGCCGCUGGCGUUGGUCGCCGUCGCGGCGUCUACUUUGGGGUUGGCCGUCGGUGCGGCUACGCCCGACGCGGAUGCCGCGCUGGCGUUGGGCGUACCUCUGACGGUCAUCCACAUGCUCACGGGGAUCAUCAAUCCCGCCGGCGAGAAGGCUCGCAAGAAACCCGUGGCGGCUCUAUCCCCAAUCAAGUGGGGCGUCUCGUGGCUCAUCGACCGCGAGUUCCGCGGCGCGACGCUACAGCGGGGCACGGGCCCUCGAUUAGGCGGCCUGGCUUCCGUCGUGACGGGCGACCAGGUGCUCGAGCGGCUCGGUUUGGCCGCGACGCGGCCACACUUGGGGGCGCUCGUGGCGUUGGGGGUGAUUCAUUUGACGGUCGCUGCUGUUUGCUCGGCGUUUCGCGGGCGGGGGCGGCGGUGAGUAGGAG